Cuscuta europaea is the source of this 1914-nucleotide messenger RNA. NCBI's taxonomy places the organism in Eukaryota, Viridiplantae, Streptophyta, Magnoliopsida, Solanales, Convolvulaceae. The record is from the annotation of a GenBank genome assembly.
GAAGCAUAUAGACCUCCACCGAUAUAUAUAUAUAUCACAUCCGUGCAAAUUCUGUGAUAUAUAUCACAUCCGUGCUGAGUGCAGAAAAUGUUGAAAACAGAGCACCUCUGUACCCACUGACAUCCACUGAUCCUUCCAUCAUAGAACAGCAUCUCAAUCAUCAACCGACCUGUCUGCACAUCCAUGUAAGUCGCCGGAAUCUGAUUCUUCGAAGGUUAUUUCACAUCUGAAUUUCGGCAUUCAAUUUGCCGGAGAUGCAAAAGGUUCCCCGCCUAGAACCGGCGAGUUUGGAGUCUCUUGCCAAUGACCUCAAAGAGGAUACGCGUGACCCAUUGAUGUCGAGGGUUUCGAGUCUUCCCGUCGGCCUUUCAACUAACAAACAGAGGAGGCGGAAACCUCUUGCCAAGACGGUGUCUGCCCCAUGUCGCCCCGCCCGCCAAUCUUCCUUUAGCCGCGACUUUGGCCAUGCCGCCGCCGAGACCUAUUUGAUCACUCGUCUUUCCUUCAAGCUUCUUAGCUAUCUCGGGGUAGGCUAUCGUUGGAUUACACGACUUCUUGCUCUUGGUAUAUACGCUAUGCUGCUUAUGCCUGGAUUUCUCCAAAUUGCGUUUUAUUAUUUCUUCUCACCGAAUGUACGAAGAAGUGUGGUUUAUGGGAGUCAACCAAGAAAUAGAUUGGACUUAUAUUUACCAAUGGAUAGAAAUGGUUCAAAGCCGGUUGCAGUAUUUGUCACUGGUGGGGCAUGGAUUAUUGGGUACAAAGCAUGGGGUUCUCUCUUGGGGAAACAGUUAUCUGAACGUGAAAUCAUAGUAGCGUGUCUUGAUUACAGAAACUUUCCACAGGGGACAAUAGGUGAUAUGGUGGAAGAUGUUUCUGAGGGGAUCUCAUUCAUAUGUAACAAUAUUGCUGAAUAUGGAGGUGAUCCAAACAGGAUUUAUCUCAUGGGUCAAUCUGCUGGUGCACAUAUUUCUUCAUGUGUUCUUGUGAAGCAGGCAAUUAAAGAAGCAAGAGGGGAUAUGGUUUCUUGGAGCGUUUUGCUCAUUAAGGCUUAUUUCGGCUCAUCUGGGGGGUAUAGUCUACCCAACUUAGUUGAUCACUUCCAUGGUAGAGGGUUAUAUCGUUCUAUAUUUUUGAGUGUCAUGGAAGGUGAAGAGUCAUUGCAAAGCUUCUCCCCAGAAGCUUUGGUGCAGGAUUCAAGCUAUAAGGCUGCAGUGUCAUUGCUGCCUCACAUUAUCCUUUUCCAUGGUACUGAAGAUAAGUCCAUACCUUGUCAAGAAAGUAAAAGAUUUUUGAAUACUCUUUUGCGAGUAGGGGCUCGAGCAGAACUGAUAUUGUAUGACGGGAAAACCCAUACAGAUUUGUUUCUUCAAGAUCCACUAAGAGGUGGCAAAGAUGAUCUUUUUGACUAUGUGGUUGCCCUAAUACACGCUGGUGACAAAGAAGCUUUAGAUCGGGAUGCUAGCGCUCCGCCAAGAACACGACUUGUUCCUGAGAUUUUGUUAAAGUUAGCUCGAUGGAUCAGCCCCUUUUAAAAAGGUAUCACCAUUGUGGUUCUUAAAAAGCAAUAGAGCUCUGUGGCACCACUUGGGGUCCUUUCCCAAGGAGCUCUGAAGUGAAGUACAUUGCAGCAGGAGAGGUGAUAGUAUUUAUGAUGAUCUUUAUACUGUAUUAUAAUAUACUAUUAAAAUAAUAAUAAUAAUGUACUAUUAUGAUUAUGACUUGUAUGCAUGCAACUUUUACUAGUGUAUAUUAUUUAUAUAUUUAUAGUUUUUUAAUUUAUUUAUCAUCUAUUGUUCGAGAAUUGAAAAUGGAUGUUGUGUGGCACCUCUUGGAAAUUUGCCGUUUGAUGUUGUCUUUUCAGGUGUAUAUAUAUACACAAUUUAGGUUGGUUGCCAUUGAGAUGACUGAGAAAUU